UUUAUUUGUUUUGUUUCUGCAGGUAUUUAGUUCCGCGUUUUGAGUUUACAAUCGAUUAAGUAUGUCCAGACUGGACUACAGUAAAUGGGAUCAUAUUGAAAUCUCCGACGACGAAGAUGAAACACAUCCAAACAUUGACACACCGAGUUUGUUCAGAUGGAGACAUCAGGCAAGAGUAGAACGAAUGGAAGAGCAGAAAAAGGAAAGAGAGCAAUUGGAAAAAGGCAAACAAGCACAUAAGCAGAAGCUUCAAGAAGUGGAACAGAAAUUGAAGAGCCAAGCUCUUAGUGAAGCGGAUGCAAAAAAGAUGAGCAUGACCAAGGAGGAGCUCAAGAAACAAGAGGAGGAGUUCCAGAAGAAAGAGAGAGAAUUGCUCAAAAAAGAGAAAGAGCAACCAUGGAAUAUUGAUACAAUUUGUAAAGAGGGUUUCAGCAAAUCCGUGAUAAAUAAAAAAGCAAACGACGAUGAUAAAAAUAAAACAGAAGAAGAAUUAUUUGAAGAGCAGAAGUUGUUCCAGCAAAAAAAUGAAAAACAACUUCAACAUUAUGGGAUGCUUAGUAAAGCAGCUGACAGUCGCAAAUACUUGCAAGAAAACCCACACCUGGUUUCUGAGAAAGCAGCAAACUAUUUGGUGAUCUGGUGUAUUGACUUACAAGUGGAUGAGAAAACAAGUCUCAUGGAACAAGUCGCCCACCAAACAAUUGUCCUCCAAUUUAUCCUGCAACUUGCGAGCAAAAUGGACACAGACCCGCGAAACUGUUUCAAUGCUUUCUUCAACAGAUUCGAAAUGUCCAAUGCUGAUUACAUGGAAAGUUUUAACGAUGAGUUAAACUCUUUUAAAAAGAGGGUGAAAGAGAGAGCAGAAAUUCGUAUCCAGGAGGCGAUAAAGAAAUACGAGGAGGAAGAGAGACAGAAGGAGCUCGGACCUGGAGGAUUGCAUCCUGCUGAUGUGAUGGAAACGCUACCUGCGGUGCUACGUGAAUGCUUUGAAAAGCAAGACAUACCAAUGUUACAGAAAGCCAUCAGUGAAAUGGAUCAAGAAGAAGCUAAGUAUCAUAUUAAAAGAUGUGUGGAUUCUGGGUUAUGGGUUCCUAACGCAAACGCCAAAGAUGAUGGUGCAGAAGAAGAAGAAGUUUAUGAAGAAGUGGAAGGCUCCUCAGCUCCGGAUGCAAGCCCCUCUGCUUCAGAAGCAAACACCUCUGCCCCAGAGGCAAAAGAUGCUGGAACCGAAGUGUGACACAAAAUACUGGCUGAGAAACCACAAUAUUUUGUAAAAUUUGCCACUUAGAGACUCGCUGUCAUAUUUGUUAAUCGAGUAAUUUUUUUAACGUCCAUUUGAGUUUCAGCUUCCAAAGCAAUGGUGAGAAUAUCCCUGCCACCAUUUUAUGUCCAUAGUCACAUGCUUCAAAGAUCAACAAAGGAAUUGAAUGGGGAUUAUUCAAACUUUCUGAACUUGUUUUCUUCUGUCUGUCCGUUUUGGUUCUAUCUAAGCUAUUAUUUCACUUGUUUAAAUUUCUACGCUGGACCAAGUCAAAAAAUGAAACCGUCAAAAAACUACCGCAGUUAUACU
Molecule: messenger RNA, 1570 nt
Organism: Ciona intestinalis (vase tunicate)
Lineage: Eukaryota; Metazoa; Chordata; Ascidiacea; Phlebobranchia; Cionidae
Product: hsp90 co-chaperone Cdc37
Biological process (GO): protein stabilization; protein folding
Cellular component (GO): cytoplasm
Molecular function (GO): protein kinase binding; protein-folding chaperone binding; heat shock protein binding
Source: RefSeq, a predicted model, not a curated record